Molecule: messenger RNA, 1844 nt
Organism: Humulus lupulus (European hop)
Lineage: Eukaryota; Viridiplantae; Streptophyta; Magnoliopsida; Rosales; Cannabaceae
Product: serine/threonine-protein kinase SRK2A
Exons: 9
Coding region: 482-1543 (353 amino acids)
Biological process (GO): intracellular signal transduction; protein phosphorylation
Molecular function (GO): ATP binding; protein serine/threonine kinase activity
Source: RefSeq, a predicted model, not a curated record
CCCAUUCAUACCCUAUUUUUCUCUCUAUUCUGAAAAGUUUUUUUCUUUAUUCAAAAAUUUGUUUAGAAAAAAAGAAAAGAAAAGAAAAACUGAUAGUAGUGAGUUUGUAUGUGAAGAAGAUUCCUUGUCUACUCUCUCUUAGAUAUAAGAAAAAAGAAAAAUUAUUAGUAGAGAGAUUCUUUGCUUUGCCAUAGAAAUCUCACUCCCCUCUCCACUUCUCAAUUCUCCAAUUCCCCUUUUAUAUUCAUCUCUCUCUCUCUCUCUCUCUCUCUCUCUUCAAUUUCUGAUUUUGUUCCAUUUCAUUGUUUUUUCUCUAUCUGAGCUGAGCAUCGAGUUAGACACCUGAAAUUCAAUUUCUUUAACCUUUGAGAAGAACCCACUUCGAUCCUCCCUUUCUUCAUUAUCUAAGUUAAAGGAAAUUCCCAUAUUUUUAUAGAUAAUAUCAUAUAUUAUUAACAUUUUUUUUUUAAUUUAUACAAAAAUGGAGAAAUAUGAGCUUGUGAAGGACAUAGGAUCUGGGAAUUUCGGGGUGGCUAGGCUUAUGAGAAACAAGGAGACCAAAGAGCUCGUUGCCAUGAAAUACAUCGAGCGCGGCCACAAGAUUGAUGAAAAUGUGGCAAGAGAAAUCAUAAACCAUAGAUCUCUUAGACAUCCAAACAUAAUCCGGUUUAAGGAGGUUGUCUUGACUCCUACUCAUCUCGCUAUUGUCAUGGAGUAUGCUGCAGGUGGAGAGCUCUUUGAGCGUAUCUGCACCGCGGGAAGAUUCAGUGAAGAUGAGGCCAGAUAUUUUUUCCAGCAGCUUAUCUCAGGAGUUAAUUAUUGUCAUUCUAUGCAAAUAUGCCAUCGAGAUCUGAAGUUAGAAAAUACUUUGCUGGAUGGAAGCCCUGCUCCUCGCCUGAAAAUUUGUGACUUUGGUUAUUCUAAGUCGUCCCUACUCCAUUCAAGACCCAAAUCAACUGUGGGAACUCCAGCAUAUAUUGCACCAGAGGUUCUUUCUCGAAGAGAGUAUGAUGGCAAGUUGGCAGAUGUAUGGUCAUGCGGGGUGACUCUUUAUGUUAUGCUGGUAGGAGCAUACCCCUUCGAAGAUCAAGAGGACCCAAAGAAUUUCAGGAAAACCAUUAAUCGAAUAAUGGCUGUUCAAUACAAGAUUCCAGAAUAUGUUCACAUAUCUCAGGAUUGCAGGCAUCUCAUUUCUCGCAUUUUUGUUGCAAAUCCUGCCAAGAGGAUCACCAUUAAAGAAAUCAAGAACCACCCAUGGUUUUUAAAGAACUUGCCCAGGGAACUGACGGAAGCAGCUCAAGCCAUGUACUACAGGAGAGAAAACCCAAGCUUUUCCAUCCAAACUGUUGAAGACAUUAUGAAGAUAGUGGAUGAAGCAAAAUCUCCUCCACCUUCUUCCCGGUCAGUUGGAGGUUUUGGUUGGGUAGGAGAAGAAGAUGGUGAUGCAAAGGAAGAAGCAGAGGCUGAGGAGGAGGAAGAGGAGGACGAGUAUGAGAAGAGAGUGAAAGAGGCUCAUGCAAGUGGUGAAGUGAAUAUCAGUUGAGUACCAGAUCUGCUCAUCCUUUAAUUACUAGGAAAUGAGGAAUUUCGGUUUUCCAAUUCUGUUUGUAUAAAAGUCUAUCUUCUGAUUAGAACAUGGGAUUGAAUAAAUGUUUGUAAAUUUAUAGUGUUCUGGUGAAGAAAUUGUCUCAACUGUAUCUAGAGAAAUGGUUAAUUAUCUUGCUAUUGUUACCUUGGAAGUUUUAGGGUUUAAAAGAGAUGCUUUUGUGAGUUUGAGUCCUAUUGCUACAUUAGCCAUUAUGAAGGAAUUAUUUUGUUGAAGACCAUAAGUGUCUUUCUUGCAA